Molecule: messenger RNA, 1506 nt
Organism: Nerophis lumbriciformis (worm pipefish)
Lineage: Eukaryota; Metazoa; Chordata; Actinopteri; Syngnathiformes; Syngnathidae
Source: RefSeq, a predicted model, not a curated record
AUGGCGCCGUCCGGCUCCAGCCAACCCCUUCCCAUUCGGACUGUUUUUGCGUUUAUUGCGCUACUCUUGGCGGUGAUUUGGGGCGCCGGGUCAGGCGUUUGGUGGCCUCUGGUGUCGGUGACGGUCGUGGGACUCUUGGCCGCGCUGUGUUGGAAAUUGCGGCGGCGGGACGGCGACACCGAGCGACGGGUGUGUGUGCUGGUGCUCGGGGACAUCGGUCGGAGUCCCCGCAUGCAGUAUCACUCGCUUUCCCUCAGUAAACAUGGAUAUGAAGUCAUACUUGUUGGAUAUUUAGACAGCAAACCUCAUCGAGAUGUUUUGGAGGAGGACAGGAUUCACAUCGUUCCGAUUGCGGAAGUAAAAGGCAUCACGGGUGGCCCCAAAAUUUUGACGUACGUGACCAAAGUGACCGUUCAGUUUGCGCAGGUUCUUGCGGUACUUCUGUUGCUCAAACCCCAUGCUAACAUCCUCAUGCAGAAUCCUCCAGGUUUGCCACUGAUGGCGUCAGCGUGGCUGGCAUGUGUCCUCCGUGGCGCCCGCUUGCUCAUCGACUGGCACAACUAUGGCUACACCAUCAUGGCGCUAAGUCUUGGCCACGCCCACCCGCUGGUGCGCAUGGCAAAAUGUUACGAGCACAUAUUCGGACCUCUGGCGUCGCAGCACUUGUGUGUGACCAAAGCCAUGAAGGAAGAUCUGCACCAGAACUGGGGCAUCAAGGCGACCACUCUUUACGACAGACCGGCGGCCAUCUUCAGGGAGACGCCACUGGAGGCACGCCACAAACUGUUUGGGAGGCUUUCACGAGUGCUUCCCGCUUUUCGACAUCACUGUAAUGGUGACGACAACGAUGAUAAAGCCAUAGAGAAGACUGUCUUCUCAGAGCGAGAUCUCAAGAACGACACUGUGACUUUGAGGCACGAUCGCCCCGCCCUGCUCAUCAGCAGCACAAGUUGGACAGAGGACGAAGACUUCUCCAUCCUUCUGCAGGCUCUUCAAGAAUACGAAGAUUUCAUCUCAGCGGGGCAAAACCUACCGUCACUCAUCUGCGUCAUCACGGGGAAAGGUCCUCAGAAGGAGCGCUACAUGAAAACGAUUGGCAGUCUGCAUUUGGAGCAUGUGAAGAUCUGCACACCUUGGUUGGAGGCGGAAGACUAUCCUGUUUUGUUAGGUUGUGCUGAUCUCGGCGUGUGUCUGCACAAGUCCUCCAGUGGUCUGGACCUGCCAAUGAAGGUGGUGGACAUGUUUGGAUGCUGUCUGCCUGUAUGCGCGGUUCAGUUUUUGUGCCUGGAGGAGCUAGUGAAGCACGACCACAACGGUCUGAUCUUCUCCGACAGCCGGGAGUUGGCCCGACAGCUCAAGACUCUUCUAUCAGACUUUCCCAGCAGUGACAGCAAACUGGCCACGUUCAGGAGGAACCUUCGCGCCAGCAGGGAGCAGCGCUGGGAUGACAACUGGGACCAACAUGUCCUCCCGCUCUUAUCAGCUUCUUACCUAGCUUGCGCUUGA